Stomoxys calcitrans (stable fly) is the source of this 1805-nucleotide messenger RNA. It is a transcript of the gene Tasp1, whose product is annotated as threonine aspartase 1. The transcript is spliced from 3 exons. Gene Ontology annotation, biological process: protein maturation. The coding region runs from base 143 to 1231 and encodes 362 amino acids. The record is from RefSeq and is a predicted model, not a curated record. Gene Ontology annotation, molecular function: threonine-type endopeptidase activity. NCBI's taxonomy places the organism in Eukaryota, Metazoa, Arthropoda, Insecta, Diptera, Muscidae.
UUGUUUAUUCACAAUCGGAUCGGGAAGAUGUUUACAUUUUCGUUUUGUUAAAGCGAAGGUAUCGGUUUAAGAUGUUCUAAAAAAGACUUUAUAGAACGAGAGUAUUCGGAGGCAAAAUUAACAGUUAUUGGGAAAAUUAAUAAUGUCUGGUUUUAUCGCUGUGCAUUCAGGUGCGGGAAAUAUUGUAGAUGAAACGAAAUACCAGCGCGUUAUAAAAGAAGCAUGUAUAGUGGCGACAGAUAUUUUGAAAAAUGGUGGCUCUGCAAUGGAUGCUUGCGAAGCGGCUAUUAUUCGACUUGAAAAUUGUGGUAAUACAAAUGCAGGAUUUGGCUCAAAUCUGUGUUGGGAUGGUCAUGUCCAGUGCGAUGCUUCCAUUAUGAACGGCUCAAAUUUGCAUUUUGGAGCAUGUACCAAUGUUUCAACGGUUAAAAAUCCUAUUCAGUUGGCCCGAAUAUUGUGUGAAGGUCAGGAAAGAAUGCUUUCAAUGGAACGCAUACCUCCUAUGGUAAUGGCAGGCGUUGGAGCCGAAAAUUUUGCGGAGGAAAUGGGAUGUGCUAUGAUAGAUGCAAGUGCAAUGAUAUCGUCAAAAGCAAAGUUCACCUACAACCAUUACAAGUCGAAGGUAGGCGAUGCAGCGAAAGUUACUAGUACAAAAAUAGAAAACUCCAGUGAUCCAUCUGAAACGGUUGAGACAUCAGAUGUUAGUCCAUUAGAUACGGUGGGAGCAGUAUGCGUUGAUAGUACGGGUAAUUCGGCGGCUGGUUGCAGUUCGGGCGGACUAAUAUUAAAAGUUCCUGGCCGCGUAGGACAAGCGGCCACCUAUGGUGCAGGUUGUUGGGCCACUGACACAGACGAUCUGUCGGUUGCCACAUGUACAACGGGGAAUGGAGAGUAUCUCAUGAAAACUUUUCUUGCAAAGGAGAUAUGCACUGAUUUAUUCACCUCCGAUUGCGCCGUCACCAGUCUUCACAAAACAUUCAAAGCAAAAUUCCUCGAAUCGCCAUUUCUUCCAGCCGACCAAUGCCUCUAUGGUGGAGCUUUAUCCCUAAUCUAUUACCCGAAAAAUAACUGUGGGGAGGUGCUAUGGAGCCACACGACAAAGUCAUUUUGCGUAGGUUACAUGUCAACGCAACAGAAAACGCCAAAAUUUGUCUAUUCACCAUUGCCAACGUACAGUCUGCCUGGGAAGUCGAGUGUAGUGAACGGACACAAUUUCCAUCUGCGUGUUUAGUUUGACGUCUAAUUGUAUUUUAAAUGUUCAUUUUUCGGUGACACACACACAUAUGUAUAGUAUGUACGUUAUAACAACGAUCUCCGAUACGACAUGCAAAGGAGGAUAAUAAUGACCACGCUAAGAUCAUAAUACUUUUACAAAUGGCAGCGCCGACCGCAAUGAUGAUUAUGAUGGCAAUGACAUCCACAUUUUUUUCCUAUUAAGAUCAUGUUCCUCUCAUGCAAAAAGAAGAAAGAACAAUUCUUGUCAUUCUCUUCUGCCGAAUUCAUCGCCCAAGUAAUAACCGUUUUAUUUUUGCAUUAUAUGUCUCAAGUUAUAUAGUGAACACAUGCGAAAUUCAUUGAAAAUGGAAGAGAUAUUAUUCUUGCGUUUUUCAUAUUCUCCCAACCAACUAACCAGCCAACCAAUCUAUUAAGUUUGUAUGUAUUUAUCUGUUUGUACUGUGUGCAGCAUUGUGAGUUUCAUUUGUUUUGUGUGCGAAUAAAAAUAUAGUAUACCUACACAUUUAUAUACAAUACACACGUACAAAAGAAAUUAAUCUAUGAAUAAAAGCAACGAAGGAUAAACCAAA